Messenger RNA from Gamsiella multidivaricata, 2040 nucleotides. RefSeq lists its product as uncharacterized. Gene Ontology annotation, molecular function: protein binding. The transcript is spliced from 2 exons. The record is from RefSeq and is a predicted model, not a curated record. Bases 1 to 2040 code for a protein of 679 amino acids. NCBI's taxonomy places the organism in Eukaryota, Fungi, Mortierellomycota, Mortierellomycetes, Mortierellales, Mortierellaceae.
AUGUCAGCCUCCCAUAUCUUGCACCGAGGACGAAGCGUCUUCUCAAAGCUCAACAAAAAGUACCGUCUUCCCACCACAUCCGCUACAUCCGCUGACCAUCCCCAGGGCUCCUCGUCGUCCGUCUCCUCCUUCUCCACCACCCCGUCCUGCGAUUCCUUUCUCUCCUCUGCGGACAGCACCGCUACCACCACCACCAAUGACUCUAUCAACAGGGACGCCCCAGCCCAGGAUCCUCACGAUGCUGCCCGGGCUCAGCACUUCUUCGAGCUAGGCCAGCAAUUGCUCUUUGGCCGUCACGGUCAUGCCAAAGACGAAACUGCGGCUGUGGAAUACUACCGUAUGGCUAUGCAGCUCCGCCACUUGGAGGCGCAGGGCGCUCUCGCCUUUUGCUUCGAGUUUGGCCUCGGCAUCCAGGCCGACUUUGUUGAGGCCGAGCGCCUUUACAUCCUGGCUGCGGAACAGGGCAAUGGUCUGGCCAUGUCUCGUCUUGCCUUCCUGCGCAAGUACGGCCGUCCCUCCGUUAAGAUUGAUCGUAUCGAGUCCGAAUACUGGCAACAAAAGAUCAACCAGCAGGGUCCCGCGGCUCUUACCUGGCUCAUGGAGGCCGCUUCCGUCGACAACGACGACUGCUGUCAGUACGCCUUGGGUGUCUGCUAUCAUGACGGCGUCGGCGUCGAAAAGAAUGCGACCGAGGCCUUUCACUGGUACCAAAAGUCGGCUGAGCAGGGUAAUGCUCGCGGCCAGGGCAUCCUUGGUUACUGCUAUGGCGAGGGCUUUGGUGUCGAGCGCGACCGACAAAAGGCAAUGUACUGGUACCGCAUCGCUGCUGAGCAAGGCGAGUCCGUGGCGCUCUACAACAUCGGCUACUGCUACGAGGACGGACUCGGUGUAGAACGCAAUGCUUAUGAGGCUGUCAAGUGGUAUCGCCGAUCGGCCGAGCUUGGCAAUGCGUUCGCACAAAACUCUCUUGGGUACUGCUAUGAGGACGGCGUCGGGAUCGAACAAAAUCUGGAGCUCGCAGCAGAAUGGUACACCAAAUCAGCUGAACAGGGCUAUCCCUGGGCAGAGUGCAACCUCGGAUACUGCAACCAAAACGGCAUCGGUGUUCCCAAGGAUGACGCCAAGGGCGCUUACUGGUAUAGGAAGGCUGCCCUUCAGGGACACGCCCGCGCUCAACACAAUCUCGGUUUCUGCUACCAGAAUGGCAUUGGUGUUCCCAAGGAUCCGGUCGAGGCCGUCAAGUGGUACAUGAAGUCAGCAGAGCGUGGCAACAUUUUUGCUUUUCACUCUCUCGGUUAUUGCUACCAGAACGGCAUUGGUGUCCAGCAAAACCUGGACGAGGCCGUCUACUGGUACUAUCUCUCGGCGGAGGAGAACCAUGCUCCCGCUCAGCUCUCCCUCGGCUAUUGCUUCCGCAAUGGUGUCGGUGUCCCCAAGGAACCCAAGGAGGCCGUCAAGUGGUUCUACCGUUCGGCCAUUCAAGGAAACGCUUUGGCCCAGAACUCACUCGGAUUCUGCUAUGAAGAGGGGUUGGGAGUGGAAAAGAAUCGCGAGAAGGCCGUUUUUUGGUAUGAGAAGUCGGCAGCACAGAACAAUCCUUGGGCGCAGUGCAACCUUGGCUUUUGCUAUGCGAACGAAAUUGGCGUGGCCCAGAACUAUGAGAUGGCGGUUAAGUACUACUCGCUGGCUGCUGCCCAGAAUCAUGCACGUGCCCAGGACAAGCUGGGUGUCUGCCUGCAACUCGGACAGGGUAUUGCUCAGGAUGUCAAGCUGGCGGUGCGCUAUUUUAGAUUGGCUGCAGAGCAAGGCCAUCUCGCUGGCCAAUAUCAUCUUGCCAAUGCUCUUGAAAAGGGCCUCGGCUGCGAAGUUGAUCUGGAGGAGGCGUCCAUGUGGUUCGAGCGCGCAGCAGCAAACGGAUGCAGGACCUCGCAUGAGCGACUUCAACGACUUUUGGCUAGGGCAUGUCUCGAGAAUGGACUGGAGAGCAACUACAAUGGUCUGUUCUUGGGCGCCGUCGGACACUGUGCUCCUGCAGCAUAG